GUCCCGGUCACGUGAUACCAUCGACGAUUGAACACUGUCAUCUCGCGACAGGCGCCAUCAUCCCCUCCAGCAUCACACAACACCGCACCGCACAACACAACACAGAGUGAUACCAGGAUAUAUACCAUGGCAGUCCAGCAAACGCCGAGUUACUUUGGGAGAUUCGUAUGUCUGGUCGCGUUCCUCCUGCUGUUCCACUCUGGAUACUCGACCUUUGAACAUCUUUCAUACCUAAAGGCAAUCGAUGGACACGAAAGCGGUUUGCCACUCGAUAUCGGUAUCGAAUUACUGGUCUCUGUAGCUCUUUUCGGCUUCGGCAUUGUAUUGGUUGCAGACGAUUUCAAGGAGAUCCUUAUGGAGACCGAGAUGGCAAAGCAGUCAAUUGAGUCUCUGGAUGCUCGCCCUUCAUUCUAUUCAUUCAACCAUCGCGGAAGAGCAGUGUUCAGGAAUGUUGUCCUAAAGAAUUAGGAGCAUAUGAGAGGACAUUAUUGUCGCAGUAAGGUAGCUUGCAGCAUCACCCACUCUCGCUCGAAUCAAUAAAGACUUCAAAUAUCAGGCAUGCUUCAGCGGAACAGUAUUUUCAGGACUUUCGCCUCCUUAAUCGUAGCGGUUAUGCCAUAGUCGUGGUUA
Messenger RNA from Gamsiella multidivaricata, 630 nucleotides. Its product is annotated as membrane magnesium transporter-domain-containing protein. NCBI's taxonomy places the organism in Eukaryota, Fungi, Mortierellomycota, Mortierellomycetes, Mortierellales, Mortierellaceae. Gene Ontology annotation, cellular component: EMC complex; plasma membrane; Golgi apparatus. The record is from RefSeq and is a predicted model, not a curated record. The transcript is spliced from 4 exons. The coding region runs from base 127 to 468 and encodes 113 amino acids.